AUGACACGACGCACACGGUUAUUCACGCCUUUACUGGCGCUGACACAUGCCACGUCUGGCGCGUGGGCUGGCAAGAAAAUGUUCAACAUCCACGAUGACUUACUAGCACAUCCCCAGUACCAAGUCCGAUUCCCAGACGACUACGUUCUCGAGUCACAAGCAGAUGAACUGCUAAGAGCACAGCACGCUUCAGCAUACGCCGGCGCAAAUGUCGAACAGAAACAAGCACAAGUCUACAUGUCGGGCUCGAAUAAAGCAAAUCGCGACGGUGAAGAUGGCGAAGCCCCGGAAUUCUCCUACGAAGCGAUGAACCUCGACGGACAGCGAUUCCUUUGCGAAAUACCACGGGUGGACCUUGACAAUCGUAACCAGACCAAAGCGAACGAGCCGAACGAAGACGAAGAAAAAAGGGAAUUGGCACGCGCAACAGAUCGUGGGUUAGAGCUGCUCCGCGAAUUGGAAGGGAAAUGCAUGUACUACGUUUCUGGAUGGUGGUCCUAUUCGCUUUGCUACAAGAGGCAGAUCAAGCAGUUCCAUGCUCUGCCGGCUGGAGGUGGCAUCCCUAGCUACCCACCUAUGGAGGACCCAACGACUCAUUCAUUCGUCCUGGGUAGAUUCCCCCGGAAAGAUGACCGGAGUGAUAUCGACGAAGAACCGAUGCAGAAGAGAACGGCAACGGACGUGGCGGAGCUCCAGACGAAAGGAGGGUCGCGGUACCUGGUCCAGAAGCUCGAAGGUGGGACUGUUUGCGAUCUAACAGGCAAGAGCCGGAAGAUUGAGAUCCAGUUCCAUUGCCACCCCCAGUCAACAGACCGGAUCGGAUGGAUCAAGGAGCUCACUACCUGCUCCUACCUAAUGGUCGUCUAUACCCCGCGUCUGUGCAAUGAUGUCGCGUUCCUGCCCCCACAACAGGAUGAAGUCUAUCCGGUCGAUUGCCACGAGAUUCUAGCUCACAAAGAAGUUGCUGACUGGGAAGCAAUGAGAGAGUACCAAUUAUCCCAGAAGCUAGUGGAAUCGGGAAUCCCGUUAUCCGAUAUUCCUAUCGUCGGAGAUAUCGAGGUUGGCGCCCAGAAGUUGGUCGGGGCAGAAGGCAAACGAAUCGAAAAGGGGCGAGUGGCGUCCGUCGGCGAAGAGAAAGUGGACAUAGUGGCCAAGCGCGAGAACGGCAAAGUGCAGGUGUUGUCCAAAAAUGAGCUCAAAAAGUAUGACCUGGAUCCGGACAAAAUUGAAACGCUGAAGAGACACCUGGAAAAGGAGGCCAAAGGCCGAGACUGGACCUUGGAAAUGGUCGAGGUCAAUGGUGAGCGUGGGUUACGCGGGGUUAUCGAGUCGGAUGAGGAAGAAGAAGAUGGCUCUGCACAGGUGCCCGACGAGUCUGAACAGAUUGAGACUCCUGCUGCGAAGGACGACGAGAAGAGUCAGAAGGGUCAGAAGCAGCCUGAACCCGAGCCUGCUGCUGAAGUCGGGAACUCCAACGAACCGGAAGAUUCGCCUGGAGAAGCAGAACAAGGCAGUGAGGAAGUUUUCUUUAGAGAUGAGCUAUGA
This is a messenger RNA of Aspergillus chevalieri, 1545 nucleotides long. It is a transcript of the gene YOS9, whose product is annotated as PRKCSH domain-containing protein. Gene Ontology annotation, cellular component: endoplasmic reticulum lumen. The transcript is spliced from 2 exons. The coding region runs from base 1 to 1545 and encodes 514 amino acids. The record is from RefSeq and is a predicted model, not a curated record. Gene Ontology annotation, biological process: retrograde protein transport, ER to cytosol; endoplasmic reticulum unfolded protein response. NCBI's taxonomy places the organism in Eukaryota, Fungi, Ascomycota, Eurotiomycetes, Eurotiales, Aspergillaceae.